Bubalus bubalis (water buffalo) is the source of this 924-nucleotide messenger RNA. Its product is annotated as phospholipase A and acyltransferase 3. The record is from RefSeq and is a predicted model, not a curated record. Gene Ontology annotation, cellular component: cytoplasm. Bases 167 to 883 code for a protein of 238 amino acids. Lineage: Eukaryota; Metazoa; Chordata; Mammalia; Artiodactyla; Bovidae. Gene Ontology annotation, biological process: N-acylphosphatidylethanolamine metabolic process. The transcript is spliced from 6 exons. Gene Ontology annotation, molecular function: glycerophospholipid phospholipase A1 activity; A2-type glycerophospholipase activity.
AGAGUAUUGGAGUAGGGUGCCAUUGCCCUUCCAGUCUCACUUAAAAAAAAAAAAGUUUACAGCUUUGUAAUUUUUUAGAAGAGAAGAAAAGUGAAAGCAAAAUUCUUAGCUUUGACACAAAAGCUGGUGUGAGAGCAGAAAGAUUACAGUACUGCUCUGGCUUGCGAUGGCUUCGGCUGAAAUCCAGGUUGAAAACUUCACUGAAAUCGUCCACCUUCUCUACACACACUGGGCUGACUACACUGGCGAUAGAUAUGUGGUCCACCAGGCAUCCUCUAGUAAGGGCGCCCAGGGCCUCCACCAUGCUGAGCCCGAACCCCAGCCCGGAGACCUGAUUGAAAUCUUCCGCGGUUUCUACUCACACUGGGUUGUCUACGUUGGCGGUGGAUAUGUGGUCCACCUGGCACCGUUACGCAAAAUCUCUGGAACUGGUUGGUCCAGUAUCAUGUCUUCCUUGGCCGACAGGGCCAUAGUAAAGAAGGAGCAGCUGUGUGACGUGGUUGGGAAAGAUCCGUACGAGAUCAACAACAAGCAUGAUGACAAGUACAACCCAUUCCCUCCCAGCAAAAUCGUCCAGCUGGCGGAGAAGCUGGUGGGCCGCGAGUUUUGCUAUUUUCUGCUCCGCACCAACUGCGAGCAUUUCGUCAAUGAACUGCGCUACGGGGUCUCCCGCAGCGACCAGGUGAGUCGUGUAUGGAAGAAAGUGCAGACAGCACUUGCAGCCUUAACAGGUCUGGGCGCUGGGGAUACAGCAAAGCUGAAGACAAGGGAGGGCUCUGCUAGGACCCAGGUCAUAGAUGCUGUCCCAGCAGCUAUCAUCAUGAAACUGCACCUGUUAUACAAAAUCACUCCAAUCAUCUCAGUCUUGAGGCAUUUUUUUUAAUCUAUUCUCAGCAGCCAGUAGAAAAGUAUAUAAUGCCUGGC